UCUGCCCGUUUGCAGAGUAGACAGCUUCUGAGUUUGCACCUCCCAUGAAUGUAUGUUCUAGUUAAAAGGUUUUAAUACAAUUUAAAUUAGUUAUUUAUUAAUAAAAAUGAUACUACUAGAAAUAAAUAACAGGGUAGUCGAAGAAACGUUAACAGUUAAAAUUAAAAAUGCACAAGCCGGAUUAAAAAACGAAAGUAUUGAUGUUACUGUAGCAGAUUUCGAUGGAGUACUGUACCAUAUAUCGAAUAUGAAUGGAGACAAAUCCAAAAUAAGAACUAGUAUAUCCCUAAAGUUUUAUAAACAACUUCAAGAACACGGGGCUGAUGAACUGUUGAAAAGAGAGUAUGGUUCGUAUCUAAUUGCUGCUGAGACUGGUUACAAUGUUUCAGUCUUGUUAGAUUUAGAGAACAUACCAGACAAUUGGCAAGAGUUUGUAAAGAAGUUGGGUCUACUGAAGAGGAAUUGUUUUGCUUCAGUUUUUGAAAAAUAUUUUGACUUUCAAGAAAAGGGAGACGAAGGUCAAAAAAGAGCUGUGAUUCCUUACAGAGAUGAUGAAACACUAUACGUAGAAGCGAAAGCAGAUAGAGUAACGGUAGUCUUUUCAACGCGGUUUCGAGACGAAGACGAUGUCGUCAUCGGAAAAGUAUUCAUGCAGGAAUUAAAAGAAGGCUUGAGGGCGUCCCAUACUGCUCCCCCCGUCCUUUUUAGUCAUAGAGAACCGCCCCUAGAACUGCAAAAUACGGAUGCCAAAGUGGAUAAUAAUGUUGGUUAUGUAACCUUUGUCCUGUUUCCAAGACACACAGCAAGAAAUACUCGUGAUAACACUAUUAACUUAAUUCAUAUGUUCAGACAUUAUUUGCACUACCACAUCAAGUGUUCCAAGGCAUACAUUCACAGUAGGAUGCGUGCAAAGACUUCAGAUUUCCUCAAAGUAUUAAAUAGGGCUAGACCUGAGAAUAAGAGUACAGAUAAAAAGACUAUUAGUGGAAGAACUUUCAUAAGAAGAGAUUGAUGUGUAAAUGAUUAAGUGAAACGAUCCAUUCAAACAAGGACUAAAAUCAACUGCCGAGGUUUCAACCUAAACCCUAGCCAUUUAAAAUCGAACUGUUUGAUUCUAAUCCAAUAUACAUAUAUGUAUGUUUUUUUUGUAAACACCUCAUUAACAUCUAUAUCUAAUACCUCGUAUAUUUAUUACAUGUUUCUUAUUACUUCCUACACUUUCAGUAUUGUAUAGAUAAAGUAUAUUUUAAUAUUAGCUUGGAAUGAAACAGUUAUGUUUUUAAAUUUAAUAAAUUAAAAUAUAGUCACAUCUCGUUAAAUAAAUAUGAUAUAUUAGAGCUGAUGUUUCAGCUAUUAAAAGUCGUGCGUCACAAACAGUUAUGUUACAAUUCUAUUUUGCAAAUAUUAAAUAGAUUGCCUGAGUGAGUCCAUAGUAAAAUGAAAUAAACUAAUAGACUUACUCACAAUCAGUUUUAUUUACCCCAAACGACCAGUUCCGCUUUCUACAUUACGCACCUCCGCUCAAAUAGUGAACCAACAGUUAUAGUCCAGUCGGCAAGUACUUUUAGCGACGAAAAAUUCCGAAGUUAAUGAAAUUUUAGGGUGUUGUUUGUACAUGUUUAGUGAUGUCAAAUCCAAGUUUUCGACCUCGAGGAGGUUGUGGAAAAUUUUUGGCGGCCGAAAAACCUCGAAAUUUUCGGACUUGUUUCAGUUUGUUGCUCAUAACUCUAAAACGGUCAAUCCUACGUGAAAAGCUAUUAUAUAGUAAUUUAAAGAAGGCACAAUUUCCCGUCGAUCAAAAAAAAGUCCGGAAUCGGUCCAAUAGAUAAACUUUUACGGGCGAUUAAAAAAUCACAAUUUUUUCUAAUUUUGUUAAAAUCUGGCAUAUCCUCAUUUUCAAAGUGCUGUAGCUUUACAACAUCACUCCCAAUUGCCUACCCCCCUCCCUAAACGUUGUAGAGCAUCAACAGGAGAGUUCAAAAACAACAAAAAUUUUAAAAUUGGCCUAAUUUUUCAAAUUGUUUAUUUGUUUACCCAAAAUAAAUAAAUAUAUUACUGUUCGUUGUUUUUACACUUAUUUUAAUUUAAGUUAAUUGUUUCCGUUAACCACCAACGGAACAAGCCUGUUAACCAGAUAAUAAUAAUGAUGUUAUAUUAUGUACUGCAAGAGGCACUUUUGAUAAAUAAUCGUAAAUUUUUCGUUAUUUUAUCUGUAUAGUGUCACAAAUAAUAAAAAAAAAAUAUAUUUUUAGCAGAAUAAAUACACUAUUUUGUUGAGCUUCAAAAACCUUUGUAACUGGCUAAAAUAGUUAUUAAAAUAUAUAUUAUACUAAUUUUAACAGUUUUUGCUUUUGACACUGUUUGAGCGGAGGUGCGAUUAUAAUAGUCUACCGAGACCUGAUGAUGCUUUGUAUAUUGUAGAGACAGAAACCGCUCGUCUGGUAAACAAAAGUGAUUGUGAGUGAGUAUAUUUGUUUAUUUACAUAGUAUAAUAUGUUAAGACCUUGUUCUUUUUAUAUCUGGCGAUAUUUUAUUUAUUACAGAACACCAAGAAGGAGGGUAACAAUUAUCGACAUUGUUGAAGAAAUAUAUGAAAAAUAAGCUCAACAUUUAAUACGAUCAUUAAAAUCUAAUGUUUCUUCUUCUUUUUGUGCAGACAUAACUAUUUUUUAAGUGCCUCCAGAAAAUUGUUGUUACAUCGGCUUUUUAUUGGGGAACGGUCUAUCGCAGUCCUUACUACUCUAUUUGUUGUCAUAGAGAUAUUUUCAAAAAUCUAUCGAAUGAUACCAAACACGACCCUUCACGGAGAGGGGUGAGGGCAAAUUUAAAAUUUUAUAAUAGGAACCCCGCGAUAUUUCUCGAAAUGAACAUCAAAUCGAAAAACUGAAAAAUACACGUAUUCAAUAUUUUUGGAAAAUCUAUAAGUGACUUUUAUUUGAGACAUUUUUUCGAAUUAUGGAUAGAUGGCGCUAUAAUCGGAAAAAACGGUUGUUGAAAAUGUAAAAUUAAAUUUAUUAUUCUAAAUUGGGAAAUAAGCCACAAUUUAACUUGAAAAAUUAUUUUAUUUGAACGUUUCGACUUCCACUUCGGACGUCGUUGUCAAAAUACAAAAUAUUAAUGAAUUAAACAAAAAUGUUGUUGCUUAGUAAAAAAAAUUAUUUAUUUACUGUCACCAUUGCAUGCGGUUGUCUUUUUAAAGACAGAUCACAUGCUAUGAUUUUUUUGUGACGGAUAUUCUUGAGUUAAAGUUGAUUUAAUGUAAUCGAAUGAACUAUCUUUCAAUAAAGUCGUCCCAGGAACGCAACUCAUAAAUAUUGGCAUAUCAUUUUAAAGUCUUCUACUUUAAAAUGUAUAAUAUAUGUCUGAAUUGCCGAUAUGAAUGAGUCUGAUUAAAUUAUUAGAAGAAUUUUUUACAACAUUUUUGUUUAAUUUAUUAAUAUUUUGUAUUAUGACAACGACGUUCGAAGUGGGAGUCGAAACGUUAAAAUAAAAUCAUUUUUCAAGUUAAAUUGUGGCUUAUUUUCCAAUUAGAAUAAUAAAUUACAUAAAUGCCACAAAGAAAUAGCUUCAGAACAAUAUUGGAAAAUUAAUUUAAAAAAUCGAAAGUCUCCACUAAAAUGGAAAACUUAACUUUAUUGUUUUAGGACCUAAUCUUCACUACCCAAUAGGUCCCCAUAACGCUUUAGUACCUUCAAAUUUAGUAUCCUUUCCUCCCCUACUAUUAUGUAUAGUAGGAAAAAUGAAAUAUUACCCAUGAGCGAUCAUGUUAAAUACAUAUUAUUUUUUAUGUUGCAGAAAGUAGUGAACCAGUAAUUAUUAUAUGUAGGUACUUGCGCUGGCCAAUUUUUUUUGUGACACGGUGACAGAAAAAUACAGCGUGUUUUAUAUAUUAGUUUAUGAGUAUUCUUUUGGAGGUGACUAAACCUCCAAACCACGUUAUGUUUAUUACAUAGACUACUACACUUAUCAGGUUUUCGAUGACUACAUAUAAGCAAAUUAUUGAUAAAAAGUUCUUUUUAAUCAAAUAAUGACAAAUAGUUUUGUAACAGAAUUGAUUGUGAAACAGAAUAUAUUGUAUAUAGAAAAAAAAUUGAAUUGUGCUUCCCCAAAAGUUGUGGAUGAGCACUCGUUUAACAAUAUGUACAUUUUGAUUACUACUCACGAAAUUUUGAACUACAGAGUGCACCCUAUAGUUUAUAAUAAUUAUCUUUAAGCAUUUUGAAUAACAAAAAUAGAAAUAAGAGUUCUAAUCCUAGUUUACGCCAUUUUUCUAAAAGAUUUAUUUACUUUCCUGGUGCACCCUGUAUAGUAUUUUUGCUUAAUUUUAAUAUUUCUCUGGCUGUUUUAUAAGAGAAUGUUUUUGUGAAAUAAUUUAAGUGGUGUGUCCAUUUGUACCAUUUUGAAAGUUGUAAAAUUAUACUUAAAUUUCUUUUUUUUUUUUAACUUUUAUAUUAUGAUUUUGUUUCUUUUUUAACUCUGUUAUACAGAUAUGUUUGUACAAUAUUAUUUAACAAAUAGACAGUAACAGUUGUUCUGCAAUUUUAGAAAAUAAAAUGUUAUUUUAAUGUA
Messenger RNA from Diabrotica virgifera virgifera (western corn rootworm), 4569 nucleotides. RefSeq names its product probable actin-related protein 2/3 complex subunit 2 (gene Arpc2). Gene Ontology annotation, molecular function: structural constituent of cytoskeleton; actin filament binding. The record is from RefSeq and is a predicted model, not a curated record. Lineage: Eukaryota; Metazoa; Arthropoda; Insecta; Coleoptera; Chrysomelidae. The transcript is spliced from 6 exons. Gene Ontology annotation, biological process: actin filament polymerization; Arp2/3 complex-mediated actin nucleation. Gene Ontology annotation, cellular component: Arp2/3 protein complex; actin cytoskeleton. Bases 107 to 1012 code for a protein of 301 amino acids.